AUGUAUGUAUAUAUCUUCAGCUGUGCUCAUCCAACCAAACCUACUCCACAAACAGCACCAACUCUUCACCUGAUGAUCAUCCACAAGCAAUUUCAGAUGAUUGAUUAGGUGUUGAUCUAAACAUCAACACAUCGCCAUGGCAGACCAGUUCCAAGCAACAGCACCAAGUUGCACCAGCACCAGCACCAGCACCACCUGGUGGAGAACUCCCACCACCACCGGCUUCGACAUCGCCUGCCGAUCCGAUGAGUCGCCGGCCUCCAUCUCCAGCAGCUCCAUCACCUUCCAGGACAUCCAAAGCAGCUCCCAUGUCUCAGCCCCCAUGUUACUUGACAUGGAUUUAGGCCUCUCUUCCGACUGGAACCAGCCUUUCUUUAGCAGCAGCGGCAGCAGUGGAAGAGCUCAAGAACACCAAAACAGCUUCCAGGCCUUGCUGCAGGAGGACAUGAUCUCGAGGCCAAGUCUAGAGCUCAACCAAAUCCAGAAUAUCGGCUGCUUUGCAUCCAAUAACCUGAUCAACAGCGGGCUGCCUUCGAUCGACUAUGAAUCAAUACUGCAAAAUUCUGAAGUGAGAUUAGCACAGUUCAUGAAGGCUUCAUCACCUUCGCCUCCAAAGCAACAACUGCAGUUCUCUAAUGAGACCCCCUUUUGGAAUCCAUCAGCUAGUGGUGGUAUUAGUACUGCAACCAACCAGGCACACUCAAUGAUCCUCCAAAAUCAAACCUCAAGUUUCAGUAAUAAUCAUUUCAAGAAUAAUGUUCCAGGCCUUGGGGCGCCAUCGUCCAUGGCGAAGAGAAGUGGCAGUGAACCAGCACUCAAGAAACCAAAUUUAGAGACUCCAUCGCCAUUGCCAACUUUCAAGAUGCAGGUGAGAAAAGAGAAGUUGGGAGACAGAAUCACUGCCCUCCAGCAAAUGGUUUCGCCUUUUGGAAAGACCGAUACUGCAUCAGUACUCCAUGAAACGAUCGAAUACAUCAAGUUCCUUCACGACCAAGUUCAGGUUUUAAGUGCUCCCUACUUAAAGAACAGCCAUCAAAACCAGCAAAUUGAGAGCUUGCAGAAAUCAACAGAAGAUUGUGAAGCACAAAAUGAUGUAGAUCUCAGAAGCCAAGGGCUGUGCCUUGUUCCAAUCUCAAGCACUUUUCCUGUUGCCAAUGACAUUCCUACUGAUUUCUGGAACCCGACAUUUAUAGGCAAUUUUAGGUAGGUAAUUAAUUAGAUUGUGUAAUAAGAGGAAGGAGAAUUAACUCCUCUACAGGAAGAAUAUUUUGCCAUAGAGAAGGUAAGAAAAUGACUCAAUAACUACAUUCUACAUUCUGAUACUUUUAGUACACGGGAAGGAAAGAACAGCAGUGGUGGUGAUAUAUAUAUAUAUAUAUAUAUAUAUAUAUUGAUGAGAAUUAAUGAUGUGAGGAUGGAAAUGGAGGAAUAAUUCAUGGUUGAAGGGAAUUGAAUAUGGCAGAUUGCUGUUGGAUAGUGACCUGUGGAGAAGGAAAUUAGCACCACUUCUUUCUUUCUUUUCUAAAGAAAUACUAUUGUCAAAGGGAAUAAUGAUCAAUAAGAACAAGUGUGUGGUCUGAGUUAUGUCUCAAC
Molecule: messenger RNA, 1593 nt
Organism: Zingiber officinale
Lineage: Eukaryota; Viridiplantae; Streptophyta; Magnoliopsida; Zingiberales; Zingiberaceae
Product: transcription factor bHLH112-like
Exons: 7
Coding region: 137-1207 (356 amino acids)
Biological process (GO): regulation of transcription by RNA polymerase II
Cellular component (GO): nucleus
Molecular function (GO): RNA polymerase II cis-regulatory region sequence-specific DNA binding; protein dimerization activity; DNA-binding transcription factor activity, RNA polymerase II-specific
Source: RefSeq, a predicted model, not a curated record